AUGUGGAAGAACUCAGUGAGGAGAAAUGUGUUUCCAUUUUACUUUGUCCAACUUUUAUGCAUGUUUGCUGUUCAGCUGCUUCAGCAGCAGAGAAUUAAGGAUCCAUGGAUACUAAUAUCUGGCAGCUAUAUGGAACUCUUAUUGAUAUUGCUGAUAGAAAAUCCAGUUCAAAGAUUAGGUGCAACAGGGGCCAGAGAGGCCAUGUUUAUACCUUCGGCUGAAGCACUUGACCCUCGUUAUUUUAUGAGCCGCUACGUUCGGAACCCGGAAGAUGAAAAUUUACUUCAAAGGAAUGAUCCUGAAAAGUUUGUGAACCCCGGAAUCGACCCUCCUAAGGGUGUUCUAUGCUAUGGUCCACCUGGUACCGGUAAGACACUUUUAGCUAGAGCUGUGGCUAAUAGAACUGAUGCGUGUUUCAUCUGUGUUAUUGGAAGUGAACUUGUUAAGAAAUAUGUUGGGGAGGGUGCCCGCCUGGUUCGUGAACUAUUUCAGAUGGCACGUUCCAAAAAAGCUUGUAUCGUGUUUUUUGAUCAACUAGAUGCCAUAGGAGGUGCACGUUUUGAUGAUGGUGUGGAUGGAGACAAUGAGGUUCAGCGCACUAAGCUUGAAAUUGUGAAUCAGCUUGAUGGGUUUGAUGCUCGAGGGAACAUCAAAGUUCUGAUGGCAACAAAUCGACCAGACACUCUAAACCCUUCUGUUACUAGUGGAUCCGUGGUCAGUGCUAUUUGA
Camellia sinensis is the source of this 729-nucleotide messenger RNA. The record is from RefSeq and is a predicted model, not a curated record. NCBI's taxonomy places the organism in Eukaryota, Viridiplantae, Streptophyta, Magnoliopsida, Ericales, Theaceae.